Molecule: messenger RNA, 1913 nt
Organism: Jatropha curcas
Lineage: Eukaryota; Viridiplantae; Streptophyta; Magnoliopsida; Malpighiales; Euphorbiaceae
Product: cruciferin (DUF506)
Source: RefSeq, a predicted model, not a curated record
UGCUUUUGCCUUCCAUUCUUUGGGUUUUUGCUGCACCAGAAGAAGAAGAAGAAGAAACCUCUCUUUUAUCUUCCUCCUCCUCUGCCUCUCGCCCGUCGGAUCAAAACUAGAAACAUAACCCAAAAAAAAAAAAAAAAAUUAAUUUAGUUCAUUUUUACUCAAUUUUGUUUUUUUAAUUUAUACAUAUAGAACAAAAAUAUUUAUACAUAUUUAUCAGAAUUUGAAUUUUGAUUCCGAUAAGCGUUAAAUUAAUCAAAAGCAUUUCCUUUGAAUUUUCGAAAUUGUGUUGUUUUGUGAUUGCGAAAUGAAAAUUGAAAAUUUUUGUUGAUGAUUUUGGUUAGAAAAUUGUUGAGAGGGGGAAGAAACAGACGACGGACAUAACGACGUCGUUUUGGUUUUUGAAGGGAGGUUUUUUUUCUUUUUUUUUUUUUCCGACUCUUUGGUUUUUGGAGGUUUGAAGAUGUGUGCUGCAGCGGCAACAGGAGACUGGUGGGCGAGGGGGAUAGCGGUGCAGAUCGGAGGAGGGUUCAGCCAUGAGAGCGAACAUGACUUGGCUCUCAUGGUAAGCGAUUUCCUUGAGAACGGUGGUAGCAGCGGCGCUGACUCUUGGUGUAGCAGCGAUAGCGAGUCCGGUCUCUCCGAUCUCCACCAUCUCGCAGAUAAAAUUUCGUUUUAUAGGCACUCAGUAGCUCAGCAUGAGAGUGACUUGCUGUCAUUGGUUCAUUCUCUUGUGGUAUCCAUCAAGGAGACAGACCUUCACCUUGUUAAAUCAGGUCCAUGUAACGCUAGCUGCAUUAGAUUUUCUCUGGUGAAGCACUUGAGACUUGCUGGUUAUGAUGCUGCUGUAUGUGCAUCUAGGUGGCAGGGUGGUGGCAAGGUUCCUGGAGGGGAUCAUGAAUAUGUUGAUGUGGUUACCUAUAAUAGUGGUGGGAGCUCUGAGCGUCUGGUUAUUGAUGUUGACUUCCAAAGCCAUUUUGAGAUAGCUAGAGCAGUAGACUCUUAUGACAGAAUAUUGAAGUCACUUCCCGUUAUUUAUGUCGGCUCAAUGACCAGGUUGAAACAGUAUCUUCAAGUCAUGGUUGAAGCUGCUAAAUCUUCUCUCAAACAAAACUCAAUGCCUCUUCCUCCGUGGAGAUCUCUUGCUUAUUUGCAAGCGAAGUGGCACUCACCGUACCAGAGGCAUUUGACCCCAGAUGAGCAAAAUUUUGGCAGCUUCAACUCUUCUGACCAUAAGCAAUGCAGUGGACAUUUAAAGAGGCUGCAAUCAUCGCUUCAAUCUGAAAUGGAAGAAGAGCGACUCUUGAAACCCAUGAACACUGACAGUAACUGGAGAGUAAUGCGUGAGAGGCGGAGACAUUCCUUCUUGAGGGGUCUUUGAAGUGUAUAGAAAUUUUGCCUGGGAAUGGAAAGUUCCCUUUGUGAGAGAUUAAUUGUACCGCGGCUUUCAUUUGUAGUAAUUCUUUUUCCUCAGAAGAAAAAUAAGUGUCAACAAGAACAAACUCCAAUUAUAUACAGAGGACAUAAAGGCGAAUAACACUUCAUAUUUGGGAUCAUACAAUUAUUUUUCAUAUUUUGUGCGUUGGCAGCAAGUGAGAGUUACCAGGUUUUGCGAAGUUAGCAUAUGGGACAAUCCACAGCAGCAUUUGCAGCCAAAUCUGUGAGAACUUGCCUUACCAAGGUGCAUUUCUUCAUAGGUCGCAUUAUUGUUUUUUUUUUUUUUAAUUUAAAAGUUUCAUCUUGAAUAUAUUCCUUGCCUUCUAUUUUUUGGUCAAGGAAUUUUUGUUCUAAUUUCUCUGUUUUCCUGUUCAUUCGUUUUCUUUUUCCAAAGUUGAGUUGCAUGUAUUUUCAAGCAAUUGAAAGAUUGCUUUUGCGAUAUAAUACCCUAUAAAUUAAUGAAAUAGUUGCUUCUGAUA